CCUUUACAAUUUUUUUAAUCUGUGGCAAAAAUUGUUGUGAGUCAGGCGAUUUAUCGGCGUUUUAUUUUGCUUUUUUCCUACAAUUCGGCUUCUUUAUUUCGUGUAGGAGUUAGUACAAAUAAUGUAAAAUGGCCAUAAAUUUAGAUAAACACAAGCAGGCGUUGAUCUCUGGGUGGAAGGACGUAUUAGACGAGAAAAGCGAUACCAACUGGGCCUUAUUUGGUUACGAUGGGCAAUCAAAUGACUUAAAGUUUAUCGACAAAGGAGAUGGCGGUUUAGACGAGUUGAUCGACGAGUUUAACAGUGGGAAGAUACAGUAUGCAUUCCUCAAAGUUGACCAACCAAAUGGAAGCAUAUCUAAGUUUGUGCUUAUCAACUGGCAAGGAGAAGGUGCGCCAACAGUUCGCAAAGGUACAUGCGCGAAUCACAUAAAGCAUGUCGCUAAUUUCUUCACGGGUUUCCACUUAACCAUGCAUGCGAGAACCGAAGACGAUUUGGAUGAAAAACUCAUUCAGGAUAAGUUGGCGAAAGCUGGGUCGGCGUUCAACUUCAAAUCCAGUCGACCUGAGGAGUUGCCGCCCAGUGGACCUAUUGGAACUGUGUAUCAGAAGGUCAAUCCAGUACAAGAAAUAAAUUCUAAAGAAAGGGACCAGUUCUGGCUGAAGGAGGAACAAGAAGAGAAGAAGCGAGUGGAAGCUGAGAAAAAGCGAAGAGACGAGGAGAAGAGGAAAGCAGAGGAACUGGCGAGGAGACGAGACGAGCUUGAAGCCGAGAGGAGAGCUAAAGCCGAACAAGAGAAGCCCGUAACCCCCGAGGCACCAGUGGCGUCAGGCGUGAGUGCGAGCGAGGCGCUGCGGCGGCAGCGCUCGGCGGAGGCGCGGCAGCUCAUCGGCGCCUCCACCGCCGCCGCGCGGGCGCUGUUCCAGCAGAACCUGGCGCAGGGACAGCUCAACGUCACCAGAUCAAACUCAAAUACCCCAGAAAAGCCAGUGCGCAGUUCGGUUAUAGCGCAACGCAUAAACACAUUCACACAAGCGCAAUCCCCCCAGCCGUCCCCCAUUAAAUCCCCCACCAAGUUGGAACCGAAAACGAUACCGAUACCAGAGACCGAAGACGAGGAACCGCCAAAAACCAGCCCUCUGAAAAACAUAGAUAAGAUCAAAAUGAGCCUAGAAAGUCCUUCUCAGAUACAGUAUGAACCAAUCAUAGACCCGGCAGAUUUAAGCCCGUCAACAGAAAAUGAAAGUCGUUCAUUCAGUGCAGUAAAUUACGCAGAAACUAAAGAGAAUGCCUACAGAGAUAUCGAACCGAAACAAAGCGAGCCUAUGAUUAAACAGAAUAUUCUAGAAAAUGAUAUGUUUGAUGCUUCUUACUCAAGUUCGAACGAAAAUGAUGAUGAUGACAGUGAUAAUAAGUUCAGUACGAUUAAAAGGUCUCCUUAUAGUAAGAAUAAUAUUGCCGAUGAAAAUGAACGGGAGUUGACGAGGCAGAAUACGGUUAUUGAAAAUGUUAAUUUUAAGAAGGAGACUAAUGGAACUACUCUAGAUGAUGUAUCACCGGAAGGCCUGGAUGACGAGGGCGCGAUAUACGAGGACCUGGACGAUGACCCCGGACUCACCGCAAGAGCGCUCUACGACUACCAAGCGGCCGACGAGUCAGAGAUUACAUUCGACCCCGGCGAUAUAAUCACUCACAUAGAACAGAUAGACGCGGGCUGGUGGCAGGGGCUCGGACCCCACGGGGUCUUCGGCCUGUUCCCAGCCAACUACGUAGAGUUACUGCCUUGUCAACCCCGUUAGGGGGUCUAAAAGGAAGGUAUUGUAAUGUGGUGUCUGCGAAAAUUAUUUUGGGUGGUCUACUGUAAUUCGGAAAAAUACGAUGCACUGUUUCUAUAAUAAGAUUAAGUGUUCUAUUAGGCUUGUGACAAAAUUAUUACUAUUUCCUCCUUCCUUCCUUUUCUUAACCAAGAACCAUAAAUUGGACGCGUAAAUGACCAGACUUCAUUAAAGCGGAAAAAGCAUUUCAUUAUUCAAUAUCUGGUCUUAAUUCUAUAUGUUGUUUUAAAACUUCUGCAGACCAAUACUCUUUAAAUAACCGAAAUAUCGAAACGAAACCGAAUGGUAAGACACUUGCAAUUUAUUCUUCGAUGAAUUACAGUAGAUCCUAUGCCAGAGUGAUUUUUCAAGGUUAUUAUAUUGUGUAAAUCAUAACUCGAUGGAAUAAAGUGUUCACAUAAAGCCAACUUAUACAUACAAGUCGAUAAUUAAUUUGAUUGAAGUUAAUCUGUACUUACAAUCAUGCUUUAUUCCUUAUUGUAGUUGAGUUAUGGUUUACAACAAAAUAACCAGUUAUUUCAUACAUUUAAUUAUUUUAAGAAAAAACGUUCGCAGAUAUUGAAAUUGUAUGUAAAACUAAAAUGUAUGUUAUCAUCAACUCAUAUUGACAUCCUGAUCAAGUUACUAUCGUAUAAAAUGGAUGACUUUAUAAGUUGAUGGUCAAGUUUAUGUAAUGUAUGUAUAUGUGGAAAUUAAAUAUGUGUGGGUAGUUUAAUUAAUGAUUCACAACCAAGAAUAUAUUAAAAACUUCAUAUUAGGCUUUAUUUUCACAAAAAGUUUCACAAAUAAAUCUUUUGACUUUAUCGAUUGUACUAUGCAUUUUUUGUCUGUCGAUAUUUUUUAUGUUACUUUUUCGAAGUUCUAAUGUUAAACUACUCACACAUAAAAAAUAUGGUAUUUCAAUAAUAAUGUGUAAGUGUAUGCUAUUAAACGCGAAGUUAAACGCGAGAGAUGUUAAUGUCUUAACGAGGACUGAGGACGCACUUAAUAAAAACUAAAAUCGUUAGAAAUGCGUAGUCGGUAUACGGUCCCGGAUAUUAAUUACUCUAUUUAAAAAGUAAUGUAAAAAUCACACAAUGAAAUAUGAAAAUAGACCUUAGUGAUGUUUCAAGGAUAAAACCUCUUCGGACAUUCGUUCUUGUCUAUGGUAUUUGCAUUCGUCUGGGACCGAAAUAAUGCAUAGGUACGUCUCUAGUGUCUUUGGACCGCUAUAAUUAGUCUAAAGAAAUCGUCAAAAUAAUAAGACAUUUAAAAAUAAAAAUCUAUUUUCAUAGCAUUCAAUAGAUUAAAGAAAUAAUUAUAAUUACUUUGAUUCUAAUUGUAAACAAUUUUCAAUAGUGUUCGAAUCAAUAAAUCCAUUUUCUGACUUCGUAUUCAAGUCUUAAAUAAUGGUAAAAAUAAACAGUAGUUUUUCGAAGCAAUUUAGACUGUGAUGCGAAAGAAUUUUUAGUCGACUUCGAAGUUUUCAAAAUUUUUGAUCGGAUGAAUUUUAUAGAAAUAGAUUUUUUUAUAAAAUACCUACUACUUAUAGAUUAGCACAUAUAGUGCAGAUGCAUGAUUAUAGAUCGUAGUCGACUUACGACGAAACAGUCAAAUAUUUCUUUCUUAUGAAAACUAAUGAUAAUUAAAUAAAUAAUAAUUGCCUUUCCAAUAAAAUUAAGAAUGCAUUUUUCAUCUUCUUAGCAUAAAUUCAGAGGAAAAUUCGUUAAAGAAACAAGGCCUAGCAGGUACUAAAAUUUACCUAUCGCUUUUGAUAUAAUAAUAAAUAAUUAUAUUGGCCCAAGAAUGCAAAGUUUGCGAUCAAAAUAGGACGAUAAUGUUUCAACCUCUUUAUUAAAGUUGUGAAGUUUAUGUAGCUCACAUAAUUGUAUAAUCAGCAGUAACUGAUUUAUAUAAAUAUUGUUAUUAUCGCUUUGUCGGUCGUUCGAACAUGAAGCAAUAAUUUCGUUUACGUAGUUAUUAAUUUUUAAAGAGCUUAUUAUGAACUGCGUUAGUAAUUUUCUAGCUUAGUUUUUAAGUUCAUUUAGACUGCCAUUUUAUUUAUGAAAAAAUAUAUUUUAGGCAUUAAUAUUAUUCGGAUGAAGUCUUUUCUGCAUUUGUAUUUUUACCUCUAGUUUAUUUAAUUGGCAACACAAAAAACGGAGUCGCCAACAUUUCGGCCAAAGUCAAAAAAGUAUAUUUUGAUGUAUUCCUUAUUACGUACUAGUAUUAGUGUUAAAUGUAGGUUUCAAUUUAAUUUGACUGCUUUAACUAUAUCCUUGACUGCAUUUUUAUUAACAGCUUUUUAGCUGUACUUAGAAAAUGUUUUAAUUUUACAAGACGAGCCGUGAUAAUGAGAUAAACAAUUAUACAUAUGAUUUUAUUUUAUAACAAACAAUUUAUAAUUUUAUUGACUAUAUGAAUGAAUAUUUUGGAAUCAAUUUCAGGUACAAAUUGUCUAAGUAGUGCCAAAAGUCUAUUAUGAACUAUUUCACAAUGAUAUUACCGUCACAAGUAAAAUGCUCAGAUUUUAAGCACUUUUUAUCUACACAUUAUAUGAUUAGUUGCUAUUUAUGAAUACUGAAUCAAUUAUGUCACAAAUUGCAAAUGUUUUUAGAUAAAAUUAUGUAGAAUUUAGUUCGCUUACACGCGUUUUAAGAGCAAUCUAUAAUUUCGUAGUUACAAAACAUGAUUUUUGUAAUUUUUCUCACUAUAUCACAAUAAUGUACAGAUGCUUAGUUUUAGACAUGAACAAAUUCACCAAUGUACACAGACAGCAACAAAUAUUCUAUAUCACUAGAAGCGCUAUUAUUUUUUUAAAUAUUGACUAGUGGUUCAAUAUGAAUGAUAAUAUGUGUAUUUUAUCACCUCCAAUAUCCCACAGAUGUACCUAUUUCAAACCAGAUCCAGUUUUAAAUGUAAUCCUUAUAUUUAUGAUUUUGUGUUACAAACUAUACUCUUGUAUCCUGUAUACUUUAUGUAUACCUUUAUCACAAUAUAUUUAUACAUAUGUAUAAGUUUCUAUACCCAGCCUUGCAAUAUUGUUAUAUUUAAGGAAUGUAGAGUCGACGUGCCCCAACUAGGAGAUUAAUUACUAAGACUAAGCUUCGCCUUUACCCUUCUAUACAUAAUAGUCGUUAAGUCAUGUAAGUGAGAUGUAUUUUUCGUAUUACGUUGAUACAUAUGUUCCCUGUAAUUGUACCUAUAUUAUUGCAAUAUAAUUUUAUGUGUAUGGUGCUCCAAUGUAUGGUAAUUUGUAACAUAGGUUUACAUUUGUAUCCUAAUAUUUUCGAAAUAAACAAGUCCUAGAUUCCGGA
Messenger RNA from Helicoverpa armigera (cotton bollworm), 5131 nucleotides. It is a transcript of the gene Abp1, whose product is annotated as drebrin-like protein. Gene Ontology annotation, cellular component: dendrite; postsynaptic membrane; cortical actin cytoskeleton. Lineage: Eukaryota; Metazoa; Arthropoda; Insecta; Lepidoptera; Noctuidae. The record is from RefSeq and is a predicted model, not a curated record. The transcript has 9 exons. Gene Ontology annotation, molecular function: actin filament binding. Gene Ontology annotation, biological process: positive regulation of axon extension; postsynaptic actin cytoskeleton organization; positive regulation of dendritic spine morphogenesis. Bases 129 to 1799 code for a protein of 556 amino acids.